Messenger RNA from Plasmodium knowlesi strain H, 6162 nucleotides. Its product is annotated as SICAvar, type I. The coding region runs from base 1 to 6162 and encodes 2053 amino acids. The record is from RefSeq and is a predicted model, not a curated record. The transcript has 12 exons. Lineage: Eukaryota; Apicomplexa; Aconoidasida; Haemosporida; Plasmodiidae.
AUGGCAGACCCGGGUACAACGGGCACUGGUACCGGUGGUGGUACAACGCCAUUGUGGCAAGAAUGGAUGCAAGAAGUGUUGAAAGAUGGAAAUUUGAAGCCGAAUGAGGACAUUACAGAACAACUGAAGGAAAAAUUAAUGGGAACAUGGGAUGAUUUGAAGAAGAGGUUGGACACUGGGGAGUUGGGCGAAAUAGCGGGCAUAUGCUCAGUGGCGGGUGAAUUAGUGAAUGGUCGCGUGAUGAAGGAUGCAGAUGUAAGUUUAAAGACAUUGUGUAAAGCUAUGGUCCAAGUUCGAUAUUUCACGAGUGCACUGAAAAAAGGGAGGAGCAGGAGUGAAGUAAACGUUGAGGGAGACAUCAAACCGCAUGAAUGGUAUCCACGAUGCUUAGUGGGUAUGGUGGCUUUAUCCGAAAUUUAUGGAGACCAUUGUGAUUUGAAAGGAGUUGUGGAGAAACUGGGGAACACAGUGGAUGAAAAAUUAGAAGGACGCCUGAAGAGAGGUGCGAAUUCAUCCUACCCAGAUAAAUGUAAAAGCAUCACCUCUCAGGAUAUACUUCUUGGUAAAGCAAUUCUUGGAAAUGCAAUUAAAACGUGGGUUCAGGAUGAUAGGCGGAAAGCUGAGGAGUAUGAUAAUGCAAGGAAGGCGGCAAGGGCAAGUGGGGAGAAAGAUCCUCCGAAUUCGUCAAUUGGAAAAAUGGGAGGAGUAGUAUACGAUAGUGAGAGUUUAUGUAAGGGAGGGGGUGAUAGGAAGUCUGCUCGGACAGCAGAUGAAAAGAAACAGCAGUUAAAAGAGAAUACCAAAAGCAUGGCAAAAUUGUUCGGAAUGAAUGUGGACACCACUCAAAGUGGUGCUGGUGGUAGUGCUGGUGGAAAUCCAUCAAAUCCAUUCGACGCCUUAAUAGAUGAUAAAUUAACCUUACAACAGGAAUUCAUAGAAAAUGUACUAAAGGAUGCAUUUGACGCCAGUAGUGGUCAAGUGGACACUAACAAAAUAAACGACGUGGUAAAGAACAUAACGAAUGCAUCUCAACAAGUACAAGCUGAAAAUUGCAUCCAUCAGAAAAAGGAUAACGGAAAGGACCCGAAACCUCUCUGUGAUCGCUUAAGAUGUAUGAAAUAUUUAUGGACACAGACGGAUCCUCCAUCAGGACAAGCAGGAGGAACGACAACUACGAAAGACUUUUGGGAAGAGAAGGUAAGGGCGCUGUGGAAAGAACUUUCUGAUGAAAUGGUGCAAGCAAAUGGCACAGAAGCAGGAAUAGAGGACUGUGAAGAAGUGUCAAAUGGAAAUAAUGGCAGCGGCAAGAGGGAUGCAACUCAUUCUGAAAAGACGGCAUGCAAUUAUUUGCAUGCCGGCUUCCAAGAACUGUACAAGGCGCCCGACGCGUCGGCGGCGCCGGCGCCGCCGGCGCCGUCGUCGCCGUUAGGCGACAUCUUAUCUACGAAACACCCAUCGUUUAGACAAACGAUGGGUUGUUUCUUACUUCAUUCAUAUGCAAAACAUAUGAAAAGUAAGGCAAUUUGUAAUAUUGAUAAGGGGAUAAGCAAAGCUUUCGAUUUAUGGGAGAACCCCAGUACUAAGGCACCUGAUAAUUGCAAUGGUGCUAAGGGGAAAACUUGCAUUCCAUGCAAAUGGGAAGAAAGUCAAUUUGGCGACUGCCAAAUUGACAAAAUUGGCCAACUGAAUGGCGAAAAGGAGAAUGUUGAAGAAAAGUUGAAAGAAAUUGUCAAGGACGACGGCAAGAACACCAACAUUAAGACCAUGACCGAAGCUGUAAACACAAUGCCAUUAUGUGACCAAGUCAAAUGUGUAACAUCCCGCUGGUGGAAGGAAAAGAAACCGACUAAUGGAACAAUUAACUGGAAUGAUGUAUGGGAAGAAGCCGAGAGUCAACUGAAGGAACUCUCUGGGGUGAUAGAAAAUAAUAAGAAGGACUCAAGUGUCAUGCAACAGUGCAUGUAUCUGGAUGGGAAGAAUGGAGGAGAGGCUUGCCUCCUUAUAGCAGCUGGAUUAAAAAGUCUCUACGACAUCCAAGACAGCACUACGGGUAAUCCGAACGAUGCCGUUGAGGCAUCGUUCAAAAGAACGAUGCAAUGUGUUGUAUUAAAUGCCAUGGCAGAUAAAUUAGAAAGUAGCGACCUUCCAUGUAGGGAUGAAAAGAAAGUGGCGAAUGGAAUAACAGUGGCUUUUAAUAAGAGUGGUGAAAUUAUGAGUCAGGGUAAAGGUUGCAAGAAUGGUAAUAAUACGUGUUUUGAGUGUAAGAGGUAUGAGGAUAAUUUUAAGAAUUGCACAGUGAAUAACAAUGUUGUUGUGAAGACGAAAGUACAGGAAAUACUCGACACCGAAUAUAAUAAUACUACUCCUAAGAGUACUACUCCCUUAUCGAAGUCUUCUCUUAUCAAGACCAUAUGUAAACCGUGUGAAGACAAGGACUUCUGUGAGCGCUUAGAAUGUAUUAGGGAGAAAUAUGGACAAAUUAGGGGCUGGAGGGGAGCAACUUGGAGUAGCAUGGAGGACGACUUCACGAGGCAGUUAACGAAUUUACUUACCCACAUGAGGGAAAAGCAGAAUGACGUUGCCGGCUACUGCAACGGCAAUGGCAGCGCCGCCUGGGCCAAUGACGCCCAUGGCAAGGCAAACGAGACUGCCUGCAAGCUGGUUGCAGCGGGGCUGCAACAUAUUUCGAGUAUUCAACAUACAUAUAAGAGUAAUGGCAGUCGGGAAACUGAUAAAAAUGGAAACCCCUAUGAUAACCAAGACGUUCAACAAUUUGCUUCUUGCUUAAUGUUAAAAGCCAUCGUACAAAAAAUGAAAGAAGAGAGCAAAUUUUGUGACAUAACGAAAGGAAUAAAUGAAGCUCUCAAAUCCGCGGACGCCAUUAAACGAGAUAAAUGUAAGAACGAACCUUGUAUUGUUUGCAAUUUGGACGACUAUGACAAACUUAAGGAUUGCCCCACUGGCAACAAUGCCAAUGACAAAGUAAAGGACAAAUUGGAUUCAUUGCUCGGAACGAAGCAGACCACCGUCAAUGACACCCUCAAGGAUUUACUUAAAGCCGACCAAAAAGAUGCACCCCUCUGUAGUCGUUUACAGUGCCUAGCUUCUCGAGUACAAGCACUAAAUGGAGGUACCACCAAUGCGGACGACUUUUGGAAGAAGGACGGUGGCGAGGUACAGAAGCUGUGGACAGAACUGUCCACAGCAAUGAAAGGGAAAGAAAAUGACACUGGAAAUGGAUGUGGUUCAUUUGCAACGGACGCUGAGAAGACGGCAUGCAAUUAUUUGCAUGCCGGCUUCAAGAAACUGUACGAACCGGACAGUUCAUCAGGAACGACUAACAAUGGUAUCUUAUCUACGAAACACCCAUCGUUUAGACAAACGAUGGGUUGUUUUUUACUUCAUUAUUAUGCAGAACAUAUGAAAAGCAAAGCAAUUUGUAAUAUUGAAAAAGGGAUAACACAGGCAUUUAAUGCAUGGCAGGAUCCAAGUACUAUUGGUAAAUGCAAUAAUGGUUCAUGUGUUCCAUGCCAAUGGGCAGAUAAUGCCCAAUUGAACACUUGUAUAAUUACCACAACUGACACAAAUGGCCGGAGCACUUCCGCUGAGAAGGUAGAAGAGAAGUUAAAGAAAGUUCUGGAGUAUGACAGCGACUCCAACAUAGAAGAAAUGCUAACUAAAAUAAAUAAAAGGACUUCUUUAUGUGACCAUAUGAAAUGUAUAGCAACCCACUUAAAUUCCACAGAUGGACAAAAAAAUGCGGAUGAAUUUUGGACAGGAGCGGAUGGCGAGGUACAUAAGUUGUGGAAAGAAUUGGCAGACGCCAUGAACGAUAAGGGCAAAAGUAAAAACGGAGAUUGUGCUAGGAUGGGAGAUAAUGGCAAUGAUAGGGAAGCAACUGACCCUGAAAAGAAAGCAUGCCAAUAUCUUACAUUAGGUUUCAACAAACUAAAACAAAAUUCAACGAAUGGAGGAACGAACUAUCCAAUCCUAUCCAAGGACCCAUCGUUGAGACAAACAUUGGGUUGUUUCCUUCUUAAGGAAUAUGCAAAAAAAAUGAAAGACACAUCAACUUGUGUUAUCGAUUCUGGUAUACAGAAGGCAUUUAAGGCAUUUAAUGAAAGUAAUAAUACUUCAUGCACGAACAAUGGUUCGUGCAUUAAAUGUGAAUGGAAUGAAAACGACUAUGAAGGUUGCACUGUUGAAAAUACCACAAAUGGCAGAACAGAGAAGACGCCAGUAAAGGACAAAUUAUCAGCAGUUCAGGACAAUAUUGACGGCACCGCAACUACCACCCUAAAUGACAUAAAUAAAAUGGAUAAGUUAUGCGAUUAUAUUAAAUGUGCCGCACCCAAAUGGUUCUACAACCAAAAGAACAACAACACACCAGGGACUAAUGGUACUGCAACGAAGACUUGGUGUGACUUUUGGGAUACGACUGUUAAGACAACAUUGCAAACGAUGUUUGACAAGAUCGAGAAGGAAGGAAAGACCAAGCCUAAUCCUGCAUGCACCGCCUUUGGUGAUGAAAAUCCACAGAGUGUCGAAAGAAAAGCUUGUAAUCAUAUCACAGCAGGUUUAAAAUACAUUAAGGAUAUUCCACCAAGUGGUAGUGGUGGUAAUGGUAAAGACAACCAACUGCUUCAUCAAGCAGUUGGUUGUAUUGCUCUUAACAUGUACGCUGAUCAAAUAAGGGAUCAGUCGAAAGAUAAAUGUCCCAUUGAUGAGAAAAAAAUAGGAGAAAUGUUUGAUAAAUGGAAUCAACAGAAUAAUAAUAAAUCUUCGCCUCCAUGUAAUGGAGGUGGUAAUAAUAAUAAUGUUUGUUUUAAAUGCACAAGACAACCAAAAUUUAAUGAUUGCAAACUAAGUGUUGACAGCAAUUUGGUUAAUGCACAAAGUGGAAAUUGCAGUGAUAACGGUAACAACAGAAAAGAAGUCCAACCUCAAAUGAACGAACUACUCAAGGAAAAUAACACCCCCCAAGUGAAUACCACCUUAACUACUAUCACUAACAUGAAAUCUUCUUUCUGUACUCAGCUCCAAUGCGCAGCAAAGAAAUGGAAAUCAGCACAAAACAGAAAUGGCCCAAUUGGAACACUAUCUUGGAGUGACAUAAAUAAAGCCGCUGAAGAUGAAUUAACGAAACUUCUAGGACAUAUGUUGCAGUCUAAAAAUCAGAAUGCAGUUACCAAAUACUGCAAAGACUACAAUUGGGAUACUUUAGGCCAUAAACAAAGCAAAACAAAUAAAGCAGCUUGUUUACUUUUUGCUUCAGGAUUAAAGCACAUUUAUGAACAAAGGAAGGUCUCUGUUAAGGGCCCUAUUAAGGGCCCAUCGUUUGAACAAACGAUGGGUUGUUUAUUUCUUAAAGAAUAUGCAAAACAAUUAAAAGAAAUGGCAAAAGUGAAGAAAGAAGGAAAUAGUUGGGUACAUCCUCUUUGUAGCAUAGAGGAUGGUAUAAACUACGCUUCUAUGAAAAGUGAAAACAUUAUGGAUGACACAUCUCCAUGCAAGAAUAAUGGUCCUAAUUCUUGUUUUGUGUGCACACUUGACGAAGAUUAUAAAGAUUGCUCCAUUGGCAAUGAGAGUGUAAAGGACAAUGUGGGAACAAUCUUCCAAGACGACCAGAAGCAAAACCAAAUGCAAGAAACCUUAGAGAAUACCGUCUGUCCCAUCCUUCUUACGGAUCUCCUUACCCCUUUUCUUCCUUUGGCUCCUGUCUCCAUUGGCCUUUCUGCUAUGGCUUAUUACCUUUGGAAGUAUUUUGGUCCUCUUGGUAAAGGAGGAACACGUUUUAGAAGAUCUCCUGCUGAUAUUCCUGGUCCAUCAGUACAAGAACAAGUCCUUGAUCAUGUGGAAGAAGCUGGUCCACAUGAAUAUCAAUUGAUGAAGGAACGAAAACCUCAUUCUGCUCCAACGAGAACGAAACGUUCUGGUCGCACGAUUAUUGAAAUUCAUUUUGAAGUGUUGGACGAAUGUCAAAAAGGGGACACACAAUUGAACCAGAAGGAUUUUCUGGAACUUUUGGUUCGAGAGUUUAUGGGAUCCGAAUUAAUGGAAGAAGAACAGGUUCCUAAGGAAGAGGUUCUUAUGGAAGGUGUUCCUAUGGAAGGUAUUCCUUUGGAAAGUGUUCCAAGUUUAGGUUCCGUGUUUAUGGUUUAA